Molecule: messenger RNA, 5919 nt
Organism: Phytophthora sojae
Lineage: Eukaryota; Oomycota; Peronosporomycetes; Peronosporales; Peronosporaceae
Exons: 3
Coding region: 1-5919 (1972 amino acids)
Biological process (GO): ubiquitin-dependent protein catabolic process via the N-end rule pathway; protein ubiquitination
Cellular component (GO): cytoplasm; ubiquitin ligase complex
Molecular function (GO): ubiquitin protein ligase activity; zinc ion binding
Source: RefSeq, a predicted model, not a curated record
AUGGCGCGCUUGCUGUCGGAAUUGCGGCGUCUGCCGGCGCUGGGGGGCAGUGGGGAGACUAAUUCAGUACCUCUCGAGCAGGUGGGCGACUUCCUGGACGCCAUCCUUUUGGCGCACGCGGACAGGGUAAUGAUUCAAGAUAAUGCAGCACCAUCCAACAUGGCUACACUGCUGCAGAGUGAUGGUCAGCUGCCGCCCGUGACGCGCGACGCGUUCUUCGAGCGCUUCAAGCCGCGUAGCAGCACGCAGACGCUGUGCGGCUACCUGUUCCAGCGCAACGACAUCGUGUUCAACUGCAAGACGUGCCAGUCGGACGAGACGUGCGUGCUGUGCCUCAAGUGCUUCCAGAACGGCAACCACGAGGGCCACGACGUGUUUUUCCACCGCACGAGCCCCGGAGGCGUCUGCGACUGCGGAGACAGCGAGGCCUGGGCCCCCGAGGGCUUCUGCGUCUACCACGGGCAGAGAGACGGCGAUGCGGCGGCCAGUUCCAGCAGCGAGAGCGCCGGAUCGCUGCCCGAGGACAUUGUUCAGGUGGCGGACGCGCUGUUCACGGCUAUUGUGGACUUUUGUGUGGAGAUGGCCAAGCGCUCCAUGCAGGUGUUCGACGCCGAGUUCGUGGACGCGCACGGCCGCCAGACGCUCAACGAGCUGCGGGGUCUGGUGCAGGAGCGAGGCUACAGCAUGGAGGACGCGCAGAGGCUGGAGAAGCAGUUCCACGUGCGGAUCUGCAACGACGAUGUCCACUCCGACGAGGAUUUGAUCCGCUCGCUGUCGCAGAAGCGCAUCUCGAGGGCGGAGGACCUCGUGCGCGCCAUUGACUCGAACGGGUCGGAGAUCGUGGCCCAUAAUUUGACGCUGCGGGACGCAUUGACGCUGAUGCAGGCGCUGAAGAGUGAAGGUUGGCAUGUUUGUGUUGUACAGGACACGUUUAUUCACGACGAGGAUGUGCUGCUGCGCGUGACGCAGUGGGUGAAGGCGAUCUGCUCGCUGUCCAAGCAGCUGCACGUGUUGUUUUGCGAUAAAUUGUUUGCUACGACCGGCCAGAGCAAGGAGCCGAUCCAGGUCAUGUUCCUCUCGGACCCGUACUUCCGGAAGGAUAUUGUGCUGGAGCUGUAUGAAUUGUAUCUCAAGCUGCAGGGCGACAAAGACCCGAAGCUGCAGUUCUCGAUUGUGUUCCUGAAAGUGUACAACCGGAUGAUGCUUAAGUAUUUCUGUGGCGUGGGCACGCGCGAAGAAUCGCUGUUUCAAUAUGGAGUGCAGAUUCUCACGACUCCAUCCAUCGUGCACCACUUGGCGACGCUUGGUCUGCUGGAUAUGCUGCUGGAUACGAUCAACACGGCCCUUGAGAUGGCGCGCGCUCCCGCGCUGCCGCCUCAUCAACACCAGGGAGUUCACCAUAUCUUGGAUUGUGACCACCCGCUGCUCAAAUUCAAGCGCUACCACUUCGUGAUUGAAAACUUUGGAUAUGUGUUGGGGAUUCCAGCUAUGUCGAGUGCCUUGCUUCUCCGCUCUGAUUUGCUGGAUAAGUGGCUGGACGGACUUGCAGAAAUUCAGGGCCUUGAUCCGCAGGUGCGGAUACAGGAUGGCCGCGCGCACGUGACUUACGAAACCCAAUCCUGGCUGACCGCGUUUGCGUUCCACGCCAACAUCAGUAAAAUUCUUACGUUCAUUUCCAAGGGGCUUCGCUACCACGAGGCUGCGGACACAGAAACUCGCAACCGAGACCGCGAGCGCAUGGUAUUUAAUAUGCUGGAAGGUUUCUGGGACCAAUUGGAUCGUGCCGGCAUGACCACGACUCGACUGAAGCUUUUCGUACCACCAUGCGGACGGUUAAUGGGCUCUACAGACAGGAUUGUCAAGUAUGACGUCUCGACGCAGCCCGUUUCAUUUCAUAAUCCUCUUCACGGACUACUUGCAAGUUUUCUUAUUGAGAGCUUGUAUUACGGUCCACCGCCCGCUCCUGGAAGUGCCGUUCCUUGGAUCACGAACUGGGGUGCGCUUCUCGAGCGAUCUAUGGCAAAGGUGUUGAACGGCGCCGAAGGAGAGGAGCAGAACGACUUCGUGCGACAUCAGAAAAGUAUGUUGAUUUAUGGAAUGAUGGAGUAUCCGCUGCGCUCUCUGGUUCUCUGUGCGCAGAUCAGUUGUGGACUGUGGAUUCGUAAUGGGCAGAAUAUGCAGCGUCAGAUGUUGAACUACACGAGCCCGCCGUGGUGCAGCGAGCUGCGCGACUUGGACCUCUUCCUUGUGCAGGUGAGCUCGACAAUUGUCGGUUUCCCGAAGUUUUUGACGAUCUUUUUCGAUCGUUUCGGCCUGUCGGAGUGGCUUCUUGCGUGGGCAAACGUUCGCAACGCUAGUGACGAGAGCUCCGGUAUUUCUGCUCGCGAGGCGAAUUCCGGUGGCGCAGAAGACGAGAAACUUGUUGGAGUUCUGGAGGCUGCGCUGCUGCAGUUGAUUUGGAUUGUAACCGAGCUCACUCCCCCGUUGGAUGCUAUUGAGCAACGAGAUACGGUGCUUCGUCGCGAGAUUAUCCAUCGCUUGAGUCAACAUCCGUGCCGUCUGUCCGAGUUGCUGGACCAAACGACGUUCGUCGUUUCCACGCCGUAUGGUGGCAUCUCAGCUCGGCAGGAGAAGCAGCAUCUUACUCGUCUAGAACGCGUAUUGGAUGAAGUUGCGGAUGAGCAGGUUAAGCGUUCUGUCAUGGUGGCUCCUCUUGGUGACGGCGCAGGUGAUGAUGAUAGCAUGGGCGAUGGCGCGAUGGAACCCACCAAGUACAUUCUGAAGAAGGAGUACUAUAAAGAGUACGAUCCAUCCUUUUAUCACUUGAGCCGCUCCAGCCACGAAAAGGCCCAAUUUGCCCGACAGGAGGCUUUGUUCAAGACGUGGAAGGUAGAAGAUCCACCUAUCCCGUUGGUGGCACAAAUUCCGCCUCCCCAUUUGUCGUUAGGCACGGUGCGGUUCCUUGUGCUGGAGAAGGGUCUGCUGAGCAUCUUGCGCCUCGUACUGGAAGACGCGAACUGUCCUGCUGAUGGCAAUUGUGAAGGCACAAGUUGCACUCCUGGAAUGAAGAGGACGAACGUUAUGGUAGUGCUGCGCACCAUUCACCUGAUCAACCUGAUCGUCCUUGUACUGAAGCGUGGUGCCGGUGGCUCUGCCCUGCCCCAACAAAACGAGGUCGUGCUAUCCGAGAGUAAAAGACGCCAGACUCUUGCGCUGUUGCGAAAUGGCCCUGAGGCGUUUGAAGAGGCUGACACAACAUCUCGUGCGCUUUCGAAGGACAUGGUGAAGCAUGAUUUUGAAACGUCCAAGUCUACGGUCUCGGCGAUUUACUGGAUCUUGAACGAGUUAGCGGCACUGGACCGCGUCAUUCACGCCUACGUUGAGCUUAAGGUUUGGAGCGGUAUGAAGAAACAUGAGGAAUUGGUGGCUGAGAAUGGUAUGUCCAAGGCGCAACUCAAGAAGCUCCAUCAGCAGCGAGCUAUCGCUGCGAUGAUGGCGCGCCAGAAAGCUUUCGCCCAGUCAAGCGCCUUCGCUGAGAUGGAUGACGACGAUCAGGAUGACGAAGACGCCGGUGGAUCUGGAUCUGGCAAGUUUGGCAUGGACUCUGAUGAAGCUACUCACGAUGUGCCUGGGCAUACGAUUGUGUACCGUCCGCCUCCUCCGCCAGACUGCAUUAUUUGCUCUCAGAAGGAGAAGGAUGAACCUAUCAUGUACAUUGGUCACGCGCAAAUGAGCCGAGUUAAUGCUCAUGCUCUUGAAAACAUUCCUGGAGAUGUGGAGACUGCUGUCGCUGAGGGGAAUAACGCCAACGAUAGCAGCAGCAGUACGCCGUCUACCUCUGCUGCUGGGGCGACAGUGUUCCCGCCGCAAGUUCACUUAUCGCUGUGUGGUCACGCUGUCCACCUGCACUGUUGGCAAAAAUAUUUCGAAUCGGUGCGGGCCCAGUCUCGCAUGAGCGAUGGUGAAGAGGAGGGCGAUGAAAGGACGCGUGAAGACAAUAUCCGAGCGAUGAACCAGUUUGCCGUGUCUUUCCUGGAGGCUAUGCUGCGUUUCCAACCGGAAAUGACGCACCUGGCAACAGCGAUGAGUGCGCUGAAGAAGGGGUUCUUCUCAACAGGGCCGCAACUGACGCACUUGAUAUGGUCAUCUGUGGCUUCGACGAUCACAAGCACUCAGCUGAGUGGCAUUUCUUCUGCUAUCUACUCGUUUGAGGCGUACACAUCGUCUAAGAAUGGACAAAAGGGAAGCAACUGGCGGACAAACUCUGCGAAUCGACCUAACGGCGGCGGCACUGGCCCCGCGACUGCGGCGUCUUCAUUUUCGUCGCUGAGAAUCACCAACAUCCUAAACCCAGCAGUGCCGUGCCUCAAAACUCGCGUCGCUGUGUCUCUGCCCGAAGCGCUUGACCCUCAGCUGGAUCAAUUUACACCCAAGGACGACAGCAAGCUCAACGUGCUGCUUCGGUCGCUUCGACGAGUGCCGCUGCUCUUCACUAACCGUCGACGAGAUUUUUACCAGACGAUGUGCCACCCGAUCGCACAGAACCUUCGACUUUCGUUGGGGCCUGAGCAGUGGUUAGAGACGUUGUCACAGGGGCCACCUCUGCAACUUGGUCAGCCCAUCCUGGGCCAGGAUCUGUUUUACCUGUGUGUGGCGAUCUGUAGCAGUAUGCUGACGACGAAGGCCGAUAUUCUGGUUACGAUCCGGUCACUGUGCGUGCUGUACAUGGCUCAGGUGCUCAUUCAGCUAGCUCAAAUGGAAACUGAAGACGAAGACGACUGUCUCGAGGAAGAGCAGAACGAAGCUAAGGGAAGGAAUAGUGCCAGGAAUGGCGCCACAAGCGACGAUGCGUCCCCAGAGCAAAUGGAAGAAAUGCAACGUGGACUCGAGACACUUAUGGCUCGUCUUGCACAAGAUGCUGGUGUGAUUUUGGUCGUGGAAACGGAUGAGCAUGCUACUUCCCGUCGCCGCCCAGCCCCUCAAGGCCGACAGCUCCAGCUCCUGUUCAAAUCGUCGUGCUUGGCGUUCAUGCGGCAGGUGACACUUUUGUGUCGUGCAUUUUUCCGUGGUGAUCAGGACCCUGAUGCGUCGUGGAGUGCCAAUUUCGUGAGCUCCCUGCGGCUUAGCACUAACUACCACGACAUGUGCCAACAAUUGGGGCUGCCCAGGAUUACCCAGCUUCUGGCGGACGAGGCGCUUGUGGAGUACCUCCUGCGGGCUGCGCGUGAGCUUCGUGUUCGUCCUACUGCUGCUGCUGUAUCCGAUGAGCUACAGACUCGCUACAAGCAGCACGGUCACGCUGAGCCGCUUAUCGAGGCUCUUCAAGGGCUGGCCUUCAAGGGCUCCGCUGAACGGGAACUGCUGGUCACGCGUGGAAAUCUGCGCGAGAUGCCGAAGCUGCCUCUUCGGUUGGAGCCCGAUGCCCAGCAGCACAAGAACCUGUUCCACUUUGCCAACAUUCGACUCGUGAAGCUGGCGUCUUCGUACACCGACCUGCACUCGGAAGUCCUGGGCAAGAGCAAGUGCAAGCAGACGUGGAAGACGGUGGAGAACCCAGCGAUCUGCCUCGUGUGCGAACAGGUGCUUUGCGCUGGAACAGAGUGCUGUCGACGACGCAGCGACGGCAUGGGCGCCUGCACGCACCAUGCCAUCACGUGCGGCGCCGGCGUCGGACUCUUCUUCCUCAUGCGCUCGUCCUCAGUGCUGCUCGUGUUCGGACCUCGGAGCUCCUACUUCGGCUCGCCGUACCUCGACAUGUUCGGCGAAGAAGACAUCAACGUGCGUCGUGGCCGCCCGCUGUACCUGAACCCCAAGCGCAUGAAGGCUCUUCAGGCGCUGUACGCGAACCAUCAGCUGGCCAACGAGGUCGCGCGCAAUCGCCGGACGUCCGACCAAUACAUUCGCAAUAACUAUUACUGA